Symbiodinium sp. CCMP2456 is the source of this 385-nucleotide messenger RNA. The record is from the annotation of a GenBank genome assembly. NCBI's taxonomy places the organism in Eukaryota, Dinophyceae, Suessiales, Symbiodiniaceae.
GCCAACCUCACCGAAAGCUUCUUGGUCAAUGUCCCAGUGGCAAACUUGGAGGUGCAGCUGUUUGGAGAAACGCUGUGGCACUCCUCAGUAGAGCUGCUAAGAUGGCGGACGACGUGGUUUGCGGAGGGAGAUCGCCUACAGCCACAUCUGUUUGCUCGGCUCUGCGUGGCCGCGCCUUCCUCAUCCAGACCUUGGCGAUCCGACGAGGUGGCAGCUUGCGAAGCCUUCGGAGACGUCGCACAGUACCUACCCAGGUCUGCGCUAUCAGCGGACAGCCUUGUGGAAAUUGUGCUGCGGAGCCGGGUGGAUCCCUACGUGGUCGCCAGUCAUCUUACACGAGGGUGUUCCAAUUGCCACGGUCGGCCUUACGGGAAGAGUCUGGACG